Molecule: messenger RNA, 2589 nt
Organism: Physcomitrium patens
Lineage: Eukaryota; Viridiplantae; Streptophyta; Bryopsida; Funariales; Funariaceae
Source: RefSeq, a predicted model, not a curated record
GCAAUCCCGAACCCCCGUCCCCCUCCCCGCGCUCCUUACCACCUGCAACAGAUCCCGGGCGCGACGUCAGUGGGCUCAGCCUGCCUGCAACCCAAGGCGGUAACGAGCACCAGACAAAGCCGCGACGGGGCUACCCGAGCUGCGAAGAUUGAAUCCAUUUCAUCCGCGUCUCUCGGCUUGGCCAGACUUUACCGAGCUCCCCACACACGCAGGUUGAUGCGGACGUGCGUAAGCGAAAGCCCAGAUCAUUAGCUUUUUCUCCCUCCCUCACCCAAGCGUGAAUUCUAGAGCCGUGAGACCAUCUGUUGGAGCUCGCGGGGGGGGGGGAGGUAGUGGUAGUGUAGCGACGACGUGGUGCGGAUGGGCGCGGGACAGUGGUGGUGGUGGUUGUGUUAAGCAGUUGUGGAUGUGAGUGGAGGUAGCCCGUCGAGAGAGGUUUUGACCGGAUUAUAGCUUCAGGGUCUUGCGUUGGUUAUAACCAGCAACGGAGGAGCGGCGAUCGGGGGUGCGAGGGUGCGUUGGGACUCUCUGACGUUGUCGGAAGCCUUUAUUGACGUGUCAAGAGCUCAUCGGAUCACUCCCUGCCCAGAAAAGCGGAAGCAUUUGCUCCUCACGGUUUUUAUCGAGCACAGAACCUUGCCUUCACUCAUAGAACGUCCACCCACGUUCUUAAAAACAUUUUGGAGUACCCAAAAAGCAUUGAAGAGUUUUCAUGGUAUGUGAGCUAUCAGCAGAUUUCAACAAAGCAGAAGGCACCAUCUCAAUCAUGACUCGACCGACGCAAUUGAGCUUUGAAGUAACGUUGUGAGCAUGCGUCAGAGGAUCGUGCUUAGAGAUUUUUAAGGAAUCAAUCGUGUAUCCGACUACAGCCCUUCAUCGUCGUGUGGAGAUUACUGGCUGCAUCGGGAGCGGUCCAGGCUAUGUUGUGUCUCAAUUCUUCUGUAGAAGAGAUUCCCCGUUGACACAGCUUCUUUGGAUGACAAGUGACUUCCGCAACUCCGAGUUCCGGAGCAUUCUAAACCCGACGGUGGCGACGCUCCACCCUGUGAUCUGUAGCAGACCAGGUGAGCCGUCGUUCAUCCGGGACGAACACUUCAUAAGAUCUCUGGAUCGGGAUUUUAAACCCGCCACGAUUAGAGAAAACUACGAUUUCGCCAGCCGGAUACAGUCGCUUAUGAGUGGUGAAGUUGCCCUUGGCAACUUGCAGGAUGCCCAUGGCGGGGCGGGGCCAUCAUCCCUCAUGGAAUCGUCCGGCCUCGUUCCGAACGGGCUCAUUCCUCUGGGGAUGCAGGUAGACCCCCAGCAUGACCAAAACUCACGAGCGCCGAGUCGCUACGAGGCACAGAAGCGGCGAGACUGGAACACCUUUGGACAGUAUCUUCGAAAUCAUCGUCCACCCUUAGCGCUGGCACGGUGUACAGGAGUGCAUGUGUUAGAGUUUGUGCGCUAUCUUGACCAAUUCGGCAAGACCAAGGUGCACGUCCAAUCGUGCCCCUUCUUUGGGUUGCCUCAUCCCCCACAUCCCUGUCCAUGUCCGCUGCGGCAAGCGUGGGGAUCCCUCGACGCGCUCAUCGGUAGGUUACGGGCGGCAUUUGAAGAGAAUGGGGGCAAACCCGAGAGCAAUCCCUUCGGCGCUCGCCAAGUGCGUCUGUACUUGCGCGAGGUGCGUGAGAUGCAGGCCAAGGCGCGAGGCAUCGCCUACGAGAAGAAAAAGCGAAAGCGAAUGCCGAAUGCCGCAUCGGAUAGCUCUCAGAACGGUGUAAAUGGAGUGAACGGCAUCAACCUAAGCGGUGUGGUCGGCGGCAUGAACAACGGGAAUGUGCAUGGCAUGCCGACGCAGCAGUGAGCGAACUGUUUGAACAUACGCAGUUUUGGUCGUUACAGGUUAUAUACAACGGCACCACUGAAGUGCUGGUGUCCCUCUACAAAAGGUGAAUUAUUUUUGUCACAAAGACGACGAGGACGAUGGUUUGCGGAGCUUCUGCAGCAAGACGGCAACGACGGAUUCUUCUUUGUACAUACAUGCUCUUAGACUUCUAUCUUAUCCUUCAGUGAAUCUGUCUAAACUCUCUUUAUACCCUACGCUUCACCUCCAAGCUUCACCAUCUCCAAUUACGUGUACGCAAGAAGAUCAAUCGCGAAUCGCUCCGUCGAUCUGUAUAGGUUCCACAAGGUAUAGGUAUAGCUGUGAGCACCUCUCUAUCUCUGCCUCCCUCUCUCUCGCUCGCUCUCUUUUUCACUUUCUCUUUCUCUAUAAUAUUACUUCACCUGCUCGAGAUCCACCUUAUUCAUCUUCAUCGGUUUUGCAAAAUAAUUGGGGCAAUCUGUUUCUACCUUAUUUUGCUGCAUCCAUCUCCGAGGCUCUUCUCCUGUGGAAUGGAAUAAAUACCAGAGGUCCCUCGGGGACGGAGGCUCCAGGAUGAUGAUAAAGUGUAUCUAGACAGUACUCCUGGUGUAUGGGAAUAGCUAGACUACUUGCCGCAAUUCGUAGGAGCCUCUUCGUCCAGAGGAGCUGUGAGGAGCUUGCCUGUAAAAUUCUCGCUAUUUAUGGCCAUUUCUUCCUCUCCCACUACAUUCUUUUCUUUCUCA